This is a messenger RNA of Doryrhamphus excisus (bluestripe pipefish), 2857 nucleotides long. Lineage: Eukaryota; Metazoa; Chordata; Actinopteri; Syngnathiformes; Syngnathidae. The record is from RefSeq and is a predicted model, not a curated record.
AUUAUUAUUGUUAUGAUUAUUAUCAUCCCGGGCCCAACGCCAAGCGAGGCCCCCUGCUGUCGGCCAGCGAAACAAUGAAACGUCCAUCAAACUGUCAACAGGUGUUACGCCAUAAUUCCACUAUUGAGCCCCCCCCACCCGACCAACCCUCAAGCCAAGCCCCCUAAGGGUUUUGAUCAGAAUGCUAUGUCGGACAUGCUAGCAUGCUAGCGCACACACACACAAUAGAUAUUGUCGUCAUCAAAAAAAAUGUUCAAUGCCAUACGGACAAUUGGUUGACUGCAUAGACGGCGGCCAUGUUUUUCGAGUUUUCCCCAAAGCUAAAGUGCAGUGGUUUGCAGUCAGGGCCUUCAAGGCCUUCUCUGCUGGCCUAACCAUCACCAGACGCAUUGACUUACAUUACAAACUUUUAUGUUUAUGUUCACUUUGGUUCUUGGCCGCAAUGCUUCCAGUAGUGUGUGUGUGUGGGGGGGUUCUCUACAGCCAUGUUUCAUCUCCUAUGUUCCCAGGGCCUUCAGGAUCAGGAGUGCUGGCCUCUGUUGCAUCCACACUAGAAGCAAGCGGGGCUAUAACUAAGCUGACCUCCGAUUGGACUUCCUGGUGGACAGAUCAGGAGCACUUUGUAAACAACAGACCAUGUCAAAAAACGAAAUUGAUAAAACCAUCAAAAGGUUGGCUCAGGCCAUGAUGCCAGCUUGUAUGUUGACUUUAAAUUAAAUACUUUGGAAAGAUUGGGCGGGCCGUAUUCAAACACUUGGCGGGCCGGAUGUGGCCCCCGGGCCGUAGUUUGCCCACCCCUGCUCUAGUUGAUGGCACCAAACAUGACUUCCAGCCGUUCGGCCUAAUUCCAGAAGUGACGCCGUGGGAGCGCCACCACUCAGGAGACAAGAAGGGGAGAAACGUUUGGACUUAAGCCUGAAGACGUGGAGAUGAAGAUUGGGUGGCCUUCAAAACACUGAAUGGAAACGACCAGAGGUGGAACGGAGCGAGUGAAAUAUUUAGGGGUGGGUGGAGGAAUGAUGGAAUGGAACGUCCAUGUGAGCAUCGCCUGCUGUACACAGUCAGCAACAAAGCAAUGGACAAGCUUUUCAGAGUCACGCCCGUCUUGGCACUGAUAUCGUCCAAGUCUUUCUUGGUUCCUUUGGAGAGCUUCUUCCCCAGAACUUCACGCACAAAUGCGUCAUCGAAGGCGUAGUAUCUGAAUCGGGGAAACACCAAUUGGGAAAAAGAGCCCGCCUCCAGACACACCCACUCCACAGUGGUUGGUCACAUUCUGAAGCCGACCGGACGGUCCCACGUUUCUCAACAAAAGAGGUUACUUCAAGACCGUCUCUCAAUGCGACCCCCCCCACCCCCUCCAGGAGGACGUUCAAUCACAGUGUGAGGAUAGUUGGCGAGUGCAAGGAGUGAUCCGAUUGGUCGCCGCUGCUGCUGCUGCGGCGAUGCGCCACGCCGCAAGCCUGCGGCGCCUGAGACGCGGGGAAGUUGCCCAGAGGCGCCGCCGCGCCCGCCGACACCGCGGGGGUGCCGCCGUCCGAGGGCUAACGUCAGCGAACGUUACCAUGGAUUUGCCACAUCAUGGAUACCGAGCAAGUAAACAAAGAGGUCGUCAAGCUCCGAUGGGUGGAGAAUCCGUGCUUUUUGACGACACUAGCACAUCCGCUAGUCAGGGCUAUUACACUCCAGGUUACAACAUGGCGGCGCCCUCCAGCGACAUGCAAGCUGGCGUGAACAACUUGUUCACCGACCCCAUGGCCAACGCCGCCAUGAUGUACGGCUCGUCCAUCGCCAACCAGGGCAAGGAUAUGGUCAACAAAGAGAUCAGCAGGUUCAUGUCGGUGAACAAGCUGAAAUACUUCUUCGCCGUGGACACCAGAUACGUGCUGAGGAAGCUCAUGAUCCUCAUGUUCCCGUACACGCACCAGGAUUGGGAAGUUCGCUACCAUCGGGACACUCCGCUGACUCCGAGACAAGAUGUGAACGCGCCUGAUCUUUACAUACCAACCAUGGCUUUCAUCACCUACGUUCUACUGGCGGGGAUGGCUCUGGGCAUCCAGAAAAGGUUCAGUCCGGAGGUGCUCGGACUCUGCGCCAGCACUGCCCUGGUGUGGAUCAUCAUCGAGGUCCUGGUCAUGCUGCUCAGUUUGUACUUGCUAACAGUACACAGCGACUUGUCCACCUUUGACCUCAUCGCCUACAGCGGAUACAAAUACGUCGGGAUGAUCUUCACCAUGCUGUGUGGCUUGAUCUUUGGCAGCGAUGGCUACUUCGUGGCCCUGGCCUGGUCCUCUUGUGCCCUUAUGUUCUUCAUAGUCCGUUCCCUGAAAAUGAAGAUCCUCACCUCUCUGGCGUCGGACUCCAUGGCAACCGGCUCCAGCGCCAAACCCCAGGUCCGCAUGUACAUCACCGUGGCGACCGCCAUCUUCCAGCCCGUCAUCAUUUACUGGUUAACGUCUCACCUGGUCAGGUGACUGUGAGGCGUUCACGGGACCGGACGUCCCAAAAAAGAAAAAACAAAAAAAGCGUGUGUGACUGUUUGUACACUUGCCUUCUUUAAUAUACGUUUUUGCCAGCCAAGUCCAGCCAUGCCUGCACGGUGUUGACUUUGUCAAGCGGUGAAAAUACAACGUUGUGUGUAGUGAUUCCGACAAAUACUCAUUUUUUCCGCUGCUUAACGUUUUGUUGUUUUUUAAACAAGGGCUGUUAAGAUUGGAAGGUUUGUCAAUGAGUGGAGAGUCGCUAGCACACAAACAUGACUCAAAUGUCUGUAUCGAUUUUAUUUAUCUAAAUAUGACAAAGCAUGAUGUUUGGAUUUUUUUUUGUAGGGGAAAAAAAUAAAUAUAUUCAGCUUUGUGUA